AUGUUAGUUAAAGAUCGUUAUUUCAAAUUUAAUAUAUUUUUAGAGCAUUAAAAUCAGCUGAAUAAUUAUUAAUACUCAAUAAAAAAAGUUGAAACUUUAAAAUAAUUCUAAAGAAAUGAAUAAAUUAUUGAAAGCAGCUAAUAAAUACAAAAGAAAUCUUAUCAGCAAAAAAAAAAAGUAAAUUAAAAAUUUUUUUUAUUCUAUUUAAAAAGAAACAUAAUUAAAUUAAAUAAUCAAAACUUGUUUAGAUUUUGCUUUAUUUUUAAAUUAAAAUAUAAAUUUGGAAAAUUUUGAUCCUAUUCAAAUUUAAAGAUCAAAAAUUUGAAAUAUUAUUUAAAGAUAUACUCAAUUAAUUAAUUGAUCUUAUAAAAAAAGUAUUAAAAAUGCAAUAAAACAAAAGAGAAUAUUAAUAUUUAAGAAUUAAUAGAUGGAAGCAUUAGAAUUCCAAAAAUCUUAUAAGUGUUAGCAAAUUAUUUUGGUAGUAUUGUAAAUACACUUAUAUGAAGAUGAAUUUAUGGCUUUUGGUGCUGUUUUUCAUGCUUCUGCUAAUCUAGUUCAUUCAUUCAAGAUAGGCCAAUUUAAUUGACACAUGGUUUUGGCUUCAACAGUUCAAUUGA
Molecule: messenger RNA, 617 nt
Organism: Paramecium sonneborni
Lineage: Eukaryota; Ciliophora; Oligohymenophorea; Peniculida; Parameciidae
Source: the annotation of a GenBank genome assembly